UUGACUUUUUUUCACGAAGGUACGUAACUCCUGCCGAAACAAAAUGAUAGUAGCGUCAGUUUUCGUCUCAAAUAAAAUACACUAAAGACACACAUUUUAAAUUGAAAUGGGGAAGAAAAACAAAUCCAAAAAACAUAAAUCAAAAUCUUACGAAGAUGAUUACGAAAAUGAGGGAGAGGAGCGUGAGAAGGAGUCCUUGAAGAUCGUACUUAAAGUCGGGGGUGGGGGAGAGCAGUCAGACGUCUCGUACCACGAGGAACGCAAGCACAAACAUAAGAAGAAGAAAAAGAAGAGGGACAGAGAUCGUCAAAGGCAUGAGGACACCCCUGUCAGCAAGGAAACCAAUGAUGAUGAAGAGGAAGUGGAAUAUCCAGUCAGUCAGGAGGAGGAUAUAGAUGAGGAAAGACUAGAGCCUCCACGCAAGCGAGCCCUGCUAGAGCUGGAUGAGGAGAGCAACUCCAGCCAGGACCACCAACCCCGCAGGACCACACGCAGGGUCACUGAAGUGAGGGAUGAUGGCAAGGGAGUGCUCCGGGAGUGCUUGCUUUACAUCCAGAAACACCUUCAGAGGAAAGAUGUGAAUGGGUUCUUUGCUGCUCCAGUUAAUGACACCAUUGCUCCAGGAUACUCAAAUAUCAUAAAGGAACCGAUGGACUUCAGCACCAUGUUGUUGAAGAUAGAGAAUGAUACAUAUGACUCAAUCAUGGAUUACAAGACGGACUAUGUGUUGAUGUGCAAUAAUGCAAUGACAUACAACCGUCCAGAGACCAUAUACUACAAGGAGGCCAAGCGACUACUACAGAGUGGUAUGAAGAUGCUUAGCAAGGAGAAGCUACUAUCUAUGCGUCGCUCUCUAGGGUUCAUGUCCAGUAUCACUAUGGAGGAGCUUGGUCUCAUGCAAGAAGACACCACAGAUGCUGUUGUGGAAGAGCUCAAUGCUAAGGAGAAGGAAUACGAAAUCACUGUGAAAAAUAGGGACAACAUCAGUCGGUUUGAAGCAUUUCCUGACAACAUGACUGCAGACCAGAUUCUAGCUCAGGCCCAGGCUGCAGCUGCCGAUGCCAGGGACAUGCUUCACGGCAAACAAACCAAAACACAGUUGAGUUUUCUGAGGAAACGAGAUGAUGGGACAACUUCUCUUACUGUUCUCAACACAGACAAUGAUGGGUUCGUUGGUGAGAAUGAGCGGAUCAUUUCUCUGGGAGCACUGACUGGCAAGCUGACCACUGGCACAGGCUCUAUAGCAGGCUUCAAGGAGGACAAGAGGAACAGAGCAAGUCAGAUCAACUAUUUGACAUAUGGCCCAUUCAGCAGCCAUGCCCCUAUGUAUGACAGCUCCUUUGCUAACAUCUCUAAGGAGGAAUCUGACCUGCUGCUGUCCACAUACGGAGAUGAGACUGGGAUGCAAUAUGCACAGAGUGUGAUGAAGUUUGUAGAGGACGCUGAGGAUGACUGCACAAAGAUUGUGGACAGCUUGUUGGACGUACUGACCAAGGGACAGCACUCUGCCACCAUGAAACAGAUACACGAGAAGCGAAAACAGGAUGAAAAACAGAAAGCAGCCCUUAAAAAGACUAUGAUGUUCAGCCAGAAUGACCCAGAGGAGGCUGAUUUCUCUACAGCAAACACUACUGCAGAUGGUGGCGAGGGCAAGCCCGAUGUACAGCAACGUCUGGACCGGACAGCGGACCUCCUGAGGGAGCUUCAUCAGGCCCAGCAUGAAAGGUUGAGUCAGCGACCUCCCCCGCACCUGACCAACACCCUGGGACCUGGCGACACAGAGAAACACCUAGCUGACAAUGUCACAUCUGAACUCACAAGUCUUGCAAAGGAAGCAUAUCCCAGAGAUGUAACAAGUCUUAGAGGAAUUCGAAAAGCUUUGGGAAUCUCAGUAGAGUCUGUCAUAGGCACGGAUGAAUCUCAGCCAAUAGAAAUCGAGGAUGGUGACAGUUUCAGCCAAUCAAAUGUUUCUUUACAAAAUGAUCAAGACAAUUCACAGUUGGAAGCUGCAUACAGCUAUGACAAUAAUGAUGGUCAUCAGAAUUUCAUCGACAAUGAACUCUUAAUGGAGACAGAUGGAACAGUUAUUGAUAACCUGUGAGAAGUGAUCAAUAACCUGUGAGAUUUGGGAACAUUUAUUUGAUGAAAAGUACUGUGUAUAUUUGUAUACCUUUAUGUCUAACUUUUGGAUUAGAAAGGAAAAUGAAAUGAUAAGCAUUUGAUAAAAAAAAGCACUGUUUUUUAAUUGGAUAUAAACAGCGUUUGGUUUUAAAUGGAAGACAAAUGUGCAUAUUGUGUUAGAAUUUAGCCAAAAGAUAGUAGGGUCUUUAGCUUAACAAAGCACAAAGUACUUUGCAUUUUUCCUUUUAAAUUGUCCGUCAUCUGUCAUGACAACAGAAUGUCCGUAACAGCUUCGCAGGAAUAUUCUGGGUAUUUUGGCCACUAUGUAAGUUGAUAAACAGAGCAUUGAAAAAGUAGUAAUUUAAUAUAACUUGCAAGUAAAAGAAUCUCUGCUGAAAUUAUUCAGAACUGGGGUCAGAACUGGUCAACAUCCCUGGUUCACACGGUGUCAUUAGACUGAUAAAGCAGAAUGACUACAAAUCUCUAAAACCGGAAGGCCUACAUGUUUUAUGUAUGGUUUGUUAUAUUUUAUACGUGUCCUCUAAAAUGAUUUUAAAAUUAUAUUCAUUAUGUCAAAUCUGAUCAUGUUCCAGAGUGAUCAUGCAUUAUAAAGACCUAAAUUCAAACAAGAAUAUGAAUAAUCCAACAAGGAUACAAGAUGAUAGGUGAGUGUCCCUGGGCCCUCUUGUGGUAUUAUCAUUUGAUAAUUGACUGCCUUCAUUUAAAGACUAAUUUAGUAUUGUUUUAGAAUAUUGGUAGGCAUCUAUUAAGAACUGUUCAAAUUUAAAUAUCAAUUGAUGUUGGGCAUUUUUAUGCCCCCCUUCAAAGAAGAGGGGGUAUAUUGUUUUGCACAUGUCAGUCCGUAUGUCCGUCCGUCCACCAGAUGGUUUCCGGAUGAUAACUCAAGAACGCUUAGGCCUAGGAUCAUGAAACUUCAUAGGUACAUUUAUCAUGACUCGCAGAUGACCCCUAUUGAUUUUGAAGUCACUAGGUCAAAGGUCAAGGUCACAGUGACCCCAAAUAAUAAAAUGGUUUCGGGAUGAUAACUCAAGAACGCUUAUGCCUAGGAUCAUGAAACUUCAUAGGUACAUUGAUCAUGACUCGCAGAUGACCCCUAUUGAUUCUGAGGGCACUAGGUCAAAGGUCAAGGUCACGGUGACCCGAAAUAGAUAAAUGGUUUCCGGAUGAUAACUCAAGAACGCUUAUGCCUAGGAUCAUGAAACUUCAUAGGUACAGUGAUCAUGACUCGCAGAUGACCCCUAUUGAUUUUGAGGUCACUAGGUCAAAGGUCAAGGUCACGGUGACCAUAAAUAGUAAAAUUGUUUCCAGAUGAUAACUCAAGAACUCUUAUGCCUAGGAUCAUAAAACUUCAUAGGUACAUUGAUCAUGACUCGUAGAUGACCCCUCUUGAUUUUCAGGUCACUAGGUCAAAGGUCAAGGUCACAGUGACUCGAAACAGUAAAAUGGUUUCCGGAUGAUAACUCAAGAACGCUUAUGCCUAGGAUCAUGAAACUUCAUAGGUAAAUUGAUCAUGACUCGCAGAUGACCCCUAUUGAUUUUCAGGUCACUAGGUCAAAGGUCAAGAUCAUGUUGACUCGAAAUAGUAAAAUUGUUUCCGGAUGAUAACUUAAGAACGCUUAUGCCUAGGAUCAUGAAACUUCAUAGGUACAUUGAUCAUGACUCACAGAUGACCCCUAUUGAUUUUCAGAUCACUAGUUCAAAGGUCAAGGUCACGGUGACUUAAUUUAGAAAAAUGGUUUCCGGAUGAUAACUCAAGAACGCUUACGCAUAGGAUCAUGAAACUUCAUAGGUAUAUUGAUCAUGACUCGCAGAUGACCCCUAUUGACUUUCAGGUCACUAGGUCAAAGGCACGGUGACUUGACACAGUAAAAUGGUUUCCGGAUGAUUACUCAAGAAAGCUUACGCCUGGGAUCAUGAAAAUUCAUAGGUUCAUUGAUCAUGACUCGAUGAUGACCCCUAUUGAUUUUCAGGUCACUAGGUUGAAGGUCAAGGUCACAGUGCCAAAAAACGUAUUCACACAAUGGCUGCCACUACAACUGACAGCCCAUAUGGGGGGCAUGCAUGUUUUACAAACAGCCCUUGUUUAUUGUUUAAAUGAUUUAAAAUCAUUGUUUGAAUCAUUUUUAUUAUCAAGCCUGCUUGCUGAAUUCUCAAUAUAGUGGUCACAAUUCUCAAUAUAGUGGUCAAUAUAGUGGUAAAAGGUCAAGGUCACGGUGACCCGAAAUAGUAAAAUGGUUUCCGGAUCAUGAUACUUCAUAGGUACAUUGAUCAUGACUCGCAGAUGACCCCUAUUGAUUUUCAGGUCACUAGGUCAAAGGUCAAGGUCAUAGUGGCUCGAAAUAGUAAAAUGGUUUCCGGAUGAUAACUCAAGAACGCUUAUGCCUGGGAUCAUGAAACUUCAUAGGUACAUUGAUCAUGACUCGCAGAUGACCCCUAUUGAUUUUCAGGUCACUAGGUCAAAGGUCAAGGUCGCAGUGACUCAAAAUAGUAAAAUGGUUUCUGGAUGAUAACUCAAGAACGCUUAUGCCUAGGAUCAUGAAACUUCAUUGGUACAUUGAUCAUGACUCGCAGAUGACCCCUAUUGAUUUUCAGGUCACUAGGUCAAAGGUCAAGGUCACGGUGACUUUACUUAGAAAAAUGGUUUCCGGAUGAUAACUCAAGAACGCUUACGCAUAGGAUCAUGAAACUUCAUAGGUACAUUGAUCAUGACUCGCAGAUGACCCCUAUUGACUUUCAGGUCACUAGGUCAAAGGUCAAGGGCACGGUGACUUGACACAGUAAAAUGGUUUCCGGAUUAUAACUCAAGAAAGCUUACGCCUGGGAUCAUGAAACUUCAUAGGUUCAGUGAUCAUGACUUGCAGACGACCCCUAUUGAUUUUCAGGUCACUAGGUUAAAGGUCAAGGUCACAGUGCCAAAAAACGUAUUCACACAAUGGCUGCCACUACAACUGACAGCUCAUAUGGGGGGCAUGCAUGUUUUACAAACAGCCCUUGUUUAUUGUUUAAAUGAUUUAAAAUAAUUGUUUGAAUCAUUUUUAUUAUCAAGCCUGCUUGCUGAAUUCUCAAUAUAGUGGUCACAAUUCUCAAUAUAAUGGUCAAUAUAGUGGUCACAAGUGUUGAGUGUGUGUGCCUCCAAGCUUGUCAGGACUGCAACUUUGUCCUUCAUCAUGCAAUUUUAAAUAACUGCCACAACUGUUCACUAUUAAGCUUGUCCAGACUGUAAAGAUGUCCUUUCAUCAUGCAAUCAAAUGUAACUGAUCCUGAAUGACCACUAUGAGAAGAUUCUGGGAUGCUUAUAACACCUGGUAUAAAUAAAUUAGACGAGUAUUUAUAAUAUCACUGUUGUGUUCAGUAGCCAAAUUCAUUUACCUGACUUCUUUUAUGUUGUCAUGUUAUUUCUGAGCAUGAAGAAAUAAAUAAAUAGAAUUAGCAUGUA
Molecule: messenger RNA, 5578 nt
Organism: Dreissena polymorpha
Lineage: Eukaryota; Metazoa; Mollusca; Bivalvia; Myida; Dreissenidae
Product: bromodomain-containing protein 7-like
Exons: 17
Coding region: 107-2101 (664 amino acids)
Biological process (GO): regulation of transcription by RNA polymerase II
Cellular component (GO): nucleus
Source: RefSeq, a predicted model, not a curated record